Messenger RNA from Sorex araneus (European shrew), 1906 nucleotides. It is a transcript of the gene MCUB, whose product is annotated as mitochondrial calcium uniporter dominant negative subunit beta. The coding region runs from base 22 to 1194 and encodes 390 amino acids. Gene Ontology annotation, molecular function: calcium channel inhibitor activity. Lineage: Eukaryota; Metazoa; Chordata; Mammalia; Eulipotyphla; Soricidae. The record is from RefSeq and is a predicted model, not a curated record. The transcript has 8 exons. Gene Ontology annotation, cellular component: mitochondrial inner membrane; uniplex complex. Gene Ontology annotation, biological process: calcium import into the mitochondrion; mitochondrial calcium ion homeostasis.
GCUCGGGGGCGCCGCGCGAAGAUGCUCCGGGGCGGCCCCUGGCCCCGGCGCCCGCCGAGCUGCCCCGGCCCCGUCCCGGCGCUCCUGCGGGUGAGUCGGGGCCGCGGGCGGGAAAGUUGGCGACAGGUCCUGUGUGCGAAGCCGUGCGCCAGGCCGCGGCCCCCCCGCUGCCCCCUCUCCGGCACAGCGGCGCCCCCCGACGAGGUCACCGUGGACUACAGACACGGGCUCCCCGUGCUCACGCUCACGCUGCCGUCCAGGAGGGAGCGCUGCCGCUUCGUCGUCAAGCCCCUGCUGACCACGGUGGGCUCCUUCCUCCGGGACGUCCACAGCGAGGACAGGGGCAUCCGCGACGCCGCCGUCCUCAUCGCAGACGGCCGUGUCGUCCCCGCGUCCACCUCCAUGGGGACCCUGCUCGUCAGCGGCUUCCGGCUCGUCAUCGACCAGACGCCCUACGACGUGCGCUGCCCCAGGGAAGCAGGUGGGGGCGGCGGGCACGGCGCCGAGCUGGACCACCUCAAGUCCCUGGUGCACCGGCUCUACACCAUCCUGCACCUGGACGAGCUGCAGCAGAGGAGAGAGCGCCACCUGGUGGAGAGGAUCGACCACCUCACGCGGCAGCUGCAGCCCCUGGAGCAGACGAGAGCAGGAAUCGAGGUACGCGCGGAGGCCGUAGCCAGCAGGUGCCUGUGGGCGGGGCUGGCGCUGCUGUCGGUGCAGGGCGGGGCCCUGGCCUGGCUCACCUGGUGGGUCUAUUCCUGGGACAUCAUGGAGCCCGUCACCUACUUCCUCACCGUCGUCAACUCCAUGGCCUUCUUCGCGUACUUCAUCACCACCCGGCAGAACUACACGUACGAGGCGCUGAGGAGCCGGCAGCUCCUGCACUCCUUCCACAGGCGCUCGCAGAAGCAGCGUUUCGACGUGGCGCGCUACAACGAGCUGAAGGAAGAGCUCGCCAAGACCCAGGACGCCCUCAGCCACCUGCGCCACUGCCAGCGCCUGCGGGAGCAGCGGCCGUCGGCGGGAAAGGGCUCGGAAUCUCCCCGGAGGUGUUCGCUUGACUCUCCCUCGGGUCUCUGUCUGUUACUUAUGAUUUUUAAAUGCUUACACAGCACAGGUUUCUGGGUUUCUCCUGAGGGGUGUGGGUUGUGGCUCCCGGCCAGAGAGGAAUCGCAAACGGUCAGUGGGUUCUGAUGCCCCUGCUGGCGCCCACUCCUGAGCGCGACCCGCCCUCGUCUGAGCUGGCACAGGGGAGCAGAGCCGAGGCUGCUCCUGGAGCUGGGAGCCGGGACUCGGGGGUUAUUCUGCCCGGGCACAGGCGCUGGGCAUCGUAACCAGCACUGUCGACCAAACCCUCAGCCCACCACACUGCGGGGUGGAAGGGCUGAGCGUCAUGUGAUUGGACUUUCUUUAAUGCCAAGACCCUGUAUAAAAUAUGUGUGUAUUUGGGAAUGAAGUGAAUAACCAUCAGCCUCUGCAGGAUUUUGUUUCUCUGGGGUGACCGUUCCUACCCACUCACAGUGGACCCUGCAUGCAGCAUCUGCACACACGCUGAUGGGCUGCCUGGCCACUCGGCCCACGCCGUUCCUGGAUAUCCCUCUCCACAAGUGCCACCUGGGGCUCUUCCCGUGCACAACAGCCGCUCACCCAGACCAGGAACCUAUGUAGGGAGCUGCUUUACAAACCUGGCUCUUAGGUCCUAGUCAGACAGCCUGGCUCUCUGAUUCUAACAGAGGCUGGUAGCAAGGUUGCCACUAUGGUCUCCAUUUGUUUCUCAAUAGCCUAUGCCUGUAACAAAAGGACAUGUCAAUCUGCAUUUGUAUGUGGGUCCUGACACCAUUUCCUCCCAGCAGAAAGGUAUAAGUAGUAGCUGCUAGUAGAAUAAACUCUCUCUUCCUUCUUGCUG